AUGGCGACUCAAUCGUGGCGAGACAGCGACGCAGAUGAGACGAAAGAGGCUACUCGUACUCGACACGGAGACUUAAGAACAGUCGCCGCGGACUCGUACUGCUCGCGCUGCGGACUCACGCCGUACUGCUCGUCGCGCUGCCAGCGGCUCGACUGGGCGGAGCGGCACCGCGCCGUGUGCCAUAACCUCGCCAGGUUGUCUGCGAAACCUGAGACAGAGCCGAACGUAGCAGAGGAUAUAGAAAUUACACCGCCCACUGCGCCACUGCGUCGUCCGCACUCGCCGAAACGUGACUCGCAGCGAUAUGACGAUUCUGGCUCUGACAGAGGACAUAAGAAUACACAACAAAAGAACACGCCAAUGCAGAACAACAACAGACAAGGCCGUAGCUUCAAUCAGGGUCAGAGGAACUUUAAUAGACCCGGAGACAGGGCACAAAGAGAUAGAUCCCAAGGCGACAGGGCACCGAGAGAUCGAUCGCAAGGCGACAGGGCACCGAGGGACAGAUCGCAAGGCGAUAGGACAGGGCAGGGAGAUAGAUUCCAGGGCAAUAGGCAGGGAGACAGGACUCAGGGAUCUAAUAAUAGGCAGUAUGGAAACAGACAAGGAAAUGCCAACCAAGGUCAAAGGCCGCCGCUGCGACAUGAAAAUCAAAAUGGCCACGACAACUGGGAUAAUAAGAAUAAGCCCGCCCAAGCAACGCCCGUCGCCGUUCCUACGUCCACGCCGCCGGCCGAACAGCCGAAACCCGCGCCGAAGGAGGCCGAACCGCCGAAGCCGAAAGUGAACGGGUACAAGCCACCAGGCAAUCUGGAGUGCGCCACUCCAAAAAAAGUAGUGCCGAAGAACUGCAUCAUUGACCUGCUUAAAAUCGGGUUAACACCAGUACUAAUGCCCGAGUCAUCCGUCCCUUCGGGUUUGCUGUGCCUCUGCCUGUGCAUGAGUGAGAGCUUCGAGCGAGAGUACGAAAAGUUGUGCGCCAUACAAGCGGAUGGCGAGCUUGCCGGCCCACCCAGCCCCGGCGAUCUCGUAGCGUAUUUGAACCCGAGCGACGACGCCUGGUACAGAGCGCGCGUCUUGAGCCCUACAAAAAUGAUGCUGAUUGAUGCUGGCAAGAUGGUUCCAAUCACAGACAAGUGUCAGCUGAAGCCGCUGCCCGCUAAAUAUGAGCAGAUUCCAGAGUUCACCUGCUUGCUGAAAGGACCUGGUAUAGAGGCCGGCCAAAACUACAACGGAACGCUCGUAUCGUCCAUCCCGGGCGGUUUCAAGGUGUCGCUAAGGAACGUUGAUACCGGCGCUUCGGCGGGUGAGGGAGAAAUCACCCGCUUUGUGCCCGAGAUCGAAGAGGUGAAGCCACAGGUGGCUUCUCCCAGCCCGUCUGCUGCAAACUUCCAGGUAAGACAAAGUCCAGGGCGCUUAUACGUAUAUUCGUAUCGAUCGUCCAUCCCGGGCGGUUUCAAGGUGUCGCUAAGGAACGUCGACACCGGCGCUUCGGCGGGCGAGGGAGAAAUCACCCGCUUUGUGCCCGAGAUCGAAGAGGUGAAGCCACAGGUGGCUUCUCCCAGCCCGUCUGCUGCAACUCCACCGCCGAUCGUAGUCCCAGAAGUGCCUCGACCGGACUUGACUAACAACUCCACGGUGUUCUUGGUGGACGCCAUGUCUUUGGAGCGCGCCUUCGUCCGGCCGGUUGACAUGGCGUCUCAGAAGCUGUACGAUACGGUGCUGCAGGACACUGUGCUGUAUGGACGGAGUGCUACCCCGCUAACAGAGCCGCCGAUUGUGGGCCAAGUUGUCAUCGCGCUGUACGAAGACGGACUACACUACCGUGCGCUCUGCCAGAGGAAGAAUGUGCAGAAAAACAAAUAUCUACUGGAGUACAUUGACUUUGGCAACACCGGAGUCACAAGCCUAGAAAAGUUGUAUCCCUGCCCACCGAACCUGGACCUUUCUGCUCAACCGGCGAUAGCUUCUCUCGUCACACUCGAGUGCGGUUACAAAGGCGAAUUCACGGACCCAGCGGUGCAGUACUUGGAAAACUUGAAGGACAACGCCGUUGAGCUUACACUGACGCUGACUUCCGGCACAAAAACCGCGCCAAGCGGUGCCUCAGUUCACCUCAAGGUGGUGAAAAGCAACGAAUCAGUCAAUAAGAAGCUGGAAGAGAUGUGCCUUCCCGAGUGGAAGCAGAUGGAGCAGAGAGGACAGGAUGUGAUGGACUCGCCGACGCUCUUGUACCGCGACAUGGCGUGCCAGGAGCUACCAGCGGCCGGCUGCACGAUCCAAGUGCUGGAUGUGGAAGCGUUCAGUAGCGGGUCGGUCUCCGGCUGCAUCAUGGGCACGCACAAGCUCGACCGGCUCAACGACCAGGCGCUACCAGCGGCCGGCUGCAUGAUCGAAGUGCUGGAUGUGAACGCGGUCAGUAGCGGGUCGGUCUGCGGCUGCAUCAUGGGCACGCACAAGCUCGACCGGCUCAACGACCAGAUGGCUGCCUACUGCAGCAGCGAGAUCGGCAAGGAACCAUAUCUACCCAAGUUUGAAGAGCUAUGCAUCGUACGAUCCCCUACAAAGUCGAAAUAG
Ostrinia nubilalis (European corn borer) is the source of this 2577-nucleotide messenger RNA. RefSeq lists its product as uncharacterized. The transcript is spliced from 20 exons. The record is from RefSeq and is a predicted model, not a curated record. NCBI's taxonomy places the organism in Eukaryota, Metazoa, Arthropoda, Insecta, Lepidoptera, Crambidae. Bases 1 to 2577 code for a protein of 858 amino acids.